Messenger RNA from Hyla sarda, 2002 nucleotides. It is a transcript of the gene PTGS1, whose product is annotated as prostaglandin-endoperoxide synthase 1. Bases 112 to 1896 code for a protein of 594 amino acids. Lineage: Eukaryota; Metazoa; Chordata; Amphibia; Anura; Hylidae. The transcript is spliced from 11 exons. Gene Ontology annotation, biological process: cyclooxygenase pathway; response to oxidative stress. Gene Ontology annotation, cellular component: cytoplasm; neuron projection. Gene Ontology annotation, molecular function: peroxidase activity; heme binding; oxidoreductase activity, acting on single donors with incorporation of molecular oxygen, incorporation of two atoms of oxygen. The record is from RefSeq and is a predicted model, not a curated record.
GCAGGAGGAAGGUCUGAGUGGAGGAGGGGUUGUAGUCAGAGUGCUGCUGCCUGAAAUGUGAAGCGUCCCACACUGGUCGUUCUUUAUGUAGGAUAUAACAUAACUGUGGAGAUGGCUGGAGGAUACUUGUUUCUGUCCUUAGUGAUCAUCCUGAACAUUUCCUCUUCAUUCCAAACCUCCAACACAGUGAAUCCAUGCUGCUACUACCCAUGCCAGCACAAGGGUGUGUGCGUAAGGUAUGAACAGGGAGAAUAUGAAUGUGACUGCACCCGGACUGGAUAUUAUGGGAGAAACUGCACUAUCCCUGAAUUAUUGACAAGGAUUCGAGAUUUUGUGCGGCCAAGUCCUAGUUUUUACCACUACAUCCUCACCCGGUUUAAAUGGUUUUGGGAUAUAAUAAAUAACACGUUCAUCCGUGAUACCAUUGUAAAGCUUGUUUUAACAGUGCGAUCCAAUUUGAUACCGAGUCCUCCAACAUAUAAUUCAGCCUAUGGAUACAUCAGCUGGGAGGCCUAUUCCAAUGUCAGCUAUUUCACAAGAGUGCUCCCACCCGUGCCAGACGAUUGCCCUACACCAAUGGGCACAAAAGGUAAACUCCAGCUGCCUGAUUCCACUUACCUGGUCGAGACUUUUCUAAAAAGGGAGAAGUUCCUUCCUGACCCACAGAAAACAAAUUUAAUGUUUGCCUUCUUUGCUCAACAUUUUACUCAUCAGUUUUUCAAGACUUUUGGGAGGAUGGGACGAGGUUUCAUUAAAGGAUUCGGUCAUGGGGUUGACCUCAGCCAUAUAUAUGGAGAUGGUCUGGAGCGCCAGCAUGCUCUGCGACUCUUCAAAGACGGAAAAUUAAAGUAUCAGAUAAUAAAUGGAGAUAUGUAUCCACCAACAGUGGUCGAUGCUCCAGUUCACAUGAUCUACCCGGAGAAUGUCCCUAUUGAAAAGAGGUUUGCUAUGGGACAGGAGGUUUUUGGACUUCUCCCUGGACUGAUGAUGUAUGCCACCCUAUGGCUUCGUGAACACAAUAGAGUGUGUGAUAUCUUAAAAAAGGAUCAUCCCGUAUGGGAUGAUGAACAGUUAUUUCAAACGGCAAGGCUUAUCCUAAUAGGAGAGACCAUUAAGAUUGUCAUAGAAGACUAUGUUCAGCAUCUAAGUGGAUAUUUCUUAAAGCUGAAAUUUGAUCCAGAAUUACUGUUUGGGGUCCAGUUCCAGUACCGUAACCGUAUUGCCGUAGAGUUUAACCAGUUAUACCAUUGGCAUCCUCUCAUGCCGGACAACUUCAACAUUUUGGGACAGGAUUACAACUAUAGUAGCUUUAUCUACAACACUUCAAUGCUCACGGAUUAUGGGGUGGAAGCUUUGGUGGAAUCCUUCUCACGGCAGAUAGCAGGAAAGGUUGGCGGUGGAAAUAACCUGCACCCACGUCUCUUGCAUAUUGCUGUAGGAGUUAUUGAAGAAUCCCGUAAACUUAGAUUGCAACCUUUCAAUGAGUAUCGUAAAAGAUUUGGCUUAAAAGCAUAUAAGUCUUUCCAGGAUUUAACAGGAGAAACAGAAGUUGCGUCACAACUUGAAUCCUUGUAUGGCGAUAUAGAUGCACUGGAAUUUUACGUUGGCAUUCUCUUGGAAAAAACUCUUCCAAAUUCUAUUUUUGGAGAGAGUAUGAUCGAACUAGGAGCACCAUUUUCACUUAAAGGACUUAUGGGAAAUCCUAUAUGUUCUCCAGAAUACUGGAAACCCAGCACAUUUGGUGGAGAAAUAGGAUUCAAUAUUGUCAAGACUGCUUCCAUAGAGAAGCUGGUGUGUCUCAAUGUCAAGAAUUGCCCCACGGUGGCCUUUCAUGUGAUAAAGGAUGAAGAAGAAAGUUCUAUAUCUUCAGGGUCAAAGACAAGUGAUGAGCUUUAGUUAAUGUUGUAUUGUGAGAAGGGGCUAGAUUAUUUUUUUUGCUCUUUCAUAUGUUGUUUUGGGAUGAUUGUAACAUCAAAAAUAUUAAUAUUUUUUUUUUCAUUUU